Molecule: messenger RNA, 943 nt
Organism: Phalaenopsis equestris
Lineage: Eukaryota; Viridiplantae; Streptophyta; Magnoliopsida; Asparagales; Orchidaceae
Exons: 2
Coding region: 120-635 (171 amino acids)
Source: RefSeq, a predicted model, not a curated record
GUAGCUGAUCAGCGGGCCGGAGGAGAAGAAGAGGGAGAGGGAGGGAGAGCGGCAUAAACAACCUUCCGUUGUUGAAGAAGACUCGAAGAGGGUUGAAACGUUUCCACAGAUCCCUAACCAUGCUGUCUUCUGUGAUUUCUCUGCUCUCCUCGCAGUUGCUAUUGCUUCAAACUCAUAAUCCUCCGGCUUUGCCUUCCAUUCCCACAGGCCACGAAGCAAGCACCGCCAUUGUCCGCCCGCGCCUCAAAAUCUUCCACCCACCAUCUAAUUCCUGCAUCUUCAGGCUGCGCUACGAGGAUCCCCUGAUCCUCGCGCCAUGCGAACAGAGCGAUUCAUGGAAAUACACUCCGCAGAAGUUCUUGAAUAUCACCGGAACAUACUUCUGCCUGAAAGCGGUCGGACCCAAUCUCCCCGCCAUACUCAGCAUUGCGUGCGACGAAUCGGAUUCCCAAUGGAUUCCGGUGUCGGGAUCGCAGACGACUCAUCUCUCGACGCAGAUGAAGGACGGAUCUGUGCUCUGUUUGGAUGUUGACGAGGACGGCACCAUUGUCACCAACCGUUGCAGAGGUUUCAGCGGUGACGCUGAAGCUGCCGGUGGUGACAGCCAGUGGUUUCAGAUUCGUUCCUUCAGCUAAAACCAAGAUUUUGUGGUUGAGACAACCGUUUGUUUACGUUUGAUUUGAAAUUGCCCCUUAAGAAAAAGAUAUUGAGUAUGACUCCGAAAGUAAAAUUAUGUUCGGAUUGUUAUAGAAAUAUUCCACCAGCGUUAUUUGUGAAAAAUGAAGUAAUAUUGGAAUCUUUCCCCGCGUUACUUGAUUUGGGGUUGUGUUAUUCCAACAAUAACAUAGUAAAAGUUGAAAUAACACGGGAAAUAUGACGAAUAACAUAGCCCCAAAUCAAGUAACGCAGUUGAAUAUUCCAAUAACACCACAAAAUAAUUAAA